AUGUUGUUCAAAACCUAUCUUGCCGCUGGCGCUCUAGCAUCUGGAGCCAUGGCCGGCACCAUGAAGAAGACACAUCGAUGUGGCGCCCCUCCAAUGACAGACGAGCGGAGGGAGUUGAACCAGCAAUUUUCUAUCGAGGAGGCUGAAGCUCUCAUGAAUGGCGCCUUUUCAGCGGAAGUAAAAGCUGAUAUUCCCGUCUCGGUUUACUUGCACUCCGUCUCUGCAAAGCAGAGCACAUUACUUAGCGAUGAAACUCUGAGAAAGCAGAUGGAUGUGCUUACCAAGGACUUUACCGGGUCUGGCUUUAAGCUCACUCUGGCCAAUACUACCAAGACGGUCAAUGCUGCCUGGGCUGGCGGUAGCAAUGAGAUGGCCAUGAAGAAGAAGCUACGCCAGGGCAACUACCGGGAUCUCAAUUUGUAUUUCUUGGACAACUUGCCCGGCCUGCUCGGCUUCUGCUAUUUCCCAACCAACGCCCCGAAGGGAUCAGAUGACUUUUACAGGGACGGCUGCGUCAAUGCUGCCAACUCGGUUCCUGGGGGUAAACCCCCAUUUGACUUGGGCAAAACCGCCGUUCACGAGUCCGGUCACUGGUUUGGACUGGAGCACACCUUCGAGGGAGGUUGUGAUGAGCCCGGCGACGGUGUCGCUGAUACUCCUGCGCAGGAGUCAUCAACUUCUGGCUGCCCAGUUGGCCGGGACUCCUGCCCUAAUCAGCCCGGCUUGGAUCCCAUUCACAACUACAUGGACUACUCUGACGAUGCAUGCUACGAAGAAUUCACAGCUGGCCAGAAGACCCGCAUGAUGAGUUACUGGACCAAGUACAGAGCUGGCAAGUAA
Molecule: messenger RNA, 840 nt
Organism: Pochonia chlamydosporia 170
Lineage: Eukaryota; Fungi; Ascomycota; Sordariomycetes; Hypocreales; Clavicipitaceae
Product: metalloprotease
Exons: 3
Coding region: 1-840 (279 amino acids)
Molecular function (GO): metallopeptidase activity
Source: RefSeq, a predicted model, not a curated record